GUGUAAUCUAACAAGGAUUAACAUCAAUCAUUAUAAUGGCAUCGCAUCAAGAUUGGACGCCCGUGGUAUGGUCAAAAAAGGACAACUGUCGUGGGCCGCAGAGGAAAGCAGCAUUAAACGAUGCCAGACGCACAGGGGAAGAUAUUUCAACAGAAAAAAAAUUUUUGGGUGGGCUAAACAAAUCGACAAAGGCAUACCUCCCAUCGAACGCGGCUAAAAUAGAUAAUGAAACGGAAGAUUUCAGAAUAGAACGCGUUGAGUUUCAUUUUAGGCAAGCAUUACAAAAGGCAAGGAUGGCAAAGGGUCUUACUCAACAAUCACUGGCUCGUUUGAUAAAUGAACCGGAAAGCACCGUAAAGGAGUAUGAAAAUGGAACGGCUAUUCCAAAUGGUGUUAUUCUUCAAAAGUUGACGAGGGCACUGGGCACUCAGCUACCGUCAGCCAAACCCCCAAAAAAAAUCAAGUGAACGCACGC
This is a messenger RNA of Babesia bovis T2Bo, 475 nucleotides long. Its product is annotated as putative multiprotein bridging factor type 1. Gene Ontology annotation, cellular component: nucleus. Lineage: Eukaryota; Apicomplexa; Aconoidasida; Piroplasmida; Babesiidae. The record is from RefSeq and is a predicted model, not a curated record. The transcript is spliced from 4 exons. Gene Ontology annotation, molecular function: DNA binding. The coding region runs from base 36 to 467 and encodes 143 amino acids.